Molecule: messenger RNA, 3367 nt
Organism: Papaver somniferum (opium poppy)
Lineage: Eukaryota; Viridiplantae; Streptophyta; Magnoliopsida; Ranunculales; Papaveraceae
Product: pentatricopeptide repeat-containing protein At3g02330, mitochondrial-like
Exons: 5
Coding region: 30-2708 (892 amino acids)
Biological process (GO): RNA modification
Molecular function (GO): RNA binding; protein binding
Source: RefSeq, a predicted model, not a curated record
CUCUGGACAUUACUGUUGAGUCUGAUUUCAUGGUUAAAUUGGGAAUCAAUUCCUUGAGAGUCUACUACAGAAGAGAGCAUCCAUCUCUUUACAAAACUAAUACUACCUCCUCCUAUUCCUCAUUCAAAACAUUCACCGUCUCUGCAUUUCUAUCUAAUACAGUUGAAUUAGAACAAGCAAAACGCACCACCACCAAAAUAAUCACUUUUUCACGGAUUUUUCAAGAAUGUUCAAACAAGAAAUUACUAAUACAUGUAGGGAAGCAAGCUCAUUCCCAGAUGAUAACAACUGGAUUUGUUCCAACAACUUUUGUUACGAAUUGUUUGAUUCAUAUGUACAUCAGAUGCUCGAUUUUAGAUUACGCAUCUAAAGUAUUCGAUGAAAUGCCUAAUCCAGAUGUAGUGUCGUCGAACGCGAUGAUAUCUGGUUACGCCAGGUAUGGUUACAUGGAUCUUGCACAUUCUGUUUUUGAUUCAAUGCUGGUAAGAGAUGUCAUCUCAUGGAACUCUUUGAUUUCGGGGUAUUUGCAGAAUGGUUAUUACUCCAAACCUAUUGUUUUGUUCUUGCAAAUGGGACAAAUGGGUAUAAGACCUGACCAUACAACUUUUUCUGUUAUUCUCAAAUCGUGUUCUUUCUCGGAGAAUCUUGAUUUAGGAAAUCAGAUGCAUUGUCUUAUAGUCCAGAUGGGUUUCGACUGUGAUGUGGUAACUGGGAGUGCUCUUUUAGAUAUGUAUGCAAAAUGUAAAAGCUUGACGGAUGCCAAUUGUGUUUUUCGUGAAAUGCCACUACGGAAUUGGGUUUCUUGGAGCGCAAUGGUUGCUGGCUGUGUUCAUAAUGAUCAGCUCUUGGACAGUUUUGAGCUGUUCAAGGAGAUGCAAAGAGAAGGAAUAGGAGUCAAUCAAUCUACUUAUGCAAGUAUUUUGAGGUCUUGUGCAGGUUUAUCUUCAUUGUCAUUAGGAUCUCAGAUGCAUGCCCAUACUUUAAAGAACGAUUUUGGAACCGAUGCUAUAGUAGGAACAGCAACUCUAGACAUGUAUGCAAAAUGCAAUAAUCUGAGAGAUGCUUUAAGGGUUUUCAAUUCUUUGCCGAACCAUAAUUUGCAGUCAUGGAAUGCUAUUAUCGUUGGCCAUGCUAGAAAUGAUCAAGGUUUUAGUGCUUUACAAUUAUUCAGGCGUAUGCACAUAACUGGGGUUGGUAUGGACGAGAUUAGUUUUUCCGGUGUUUUUAGUGCCUGUGCAGCGAUCCAAGGGCAUCUAGAGGGGUUACAGAUGCAUGGGUUAGCAGUUAAAAGUGGUUUUGACUCAAAUGUCUGUGUAGAAAAUGCAAUGUUGGACAUGUAUGGAAAAUGCAAAUCUCUGGCUGAAGCUCGUAGAGUAUUUGAUAUGCUGGAAAGAAGAGAUCUUGUAUCUUGGAACGCAAUUAUAGCAGCUUAUGAACAGAAUGGAAAUGAAGAGGAAACACUUUUGCUCUUCUUUAGAAUGAUUAGGUCAGGCAUGGAACCUGACCAAUUCACUUAUGGUAGUGUAUUAAAGGCCUGUGCAGGUUGGGAAGCUCCAAACCGUGGAAUGGAGAUUCAUGAUAGAGUCAUUAAAUCAGGACUCAGCUCAGAUAUGUUUGUUGGAAGUUCUCUCAUAGAUAUGUACUGUAAAUGUGGUAUGAUUGAAGAAGCAAAGAAGCUCCAUGAAAGAAUGGGGAAACAUACAGUCGUGUCAUGGAAUGCAAUGAUAUCUGGAUUUUCAUUACAGAAACAAAAUGAGAAUGCUCAAAAAUUAUUUUCCCAGAUGUUGGACAUUGGAUUAACACCUGAUAAAUUUACUUAUGCAACUGUUCUUGAUACUUGUGCUAAUAUGGCUACGAUUGGACUUGGUAAACAAAUUCAUGCUCAAAUUAUUAAGAAUGAGUUGCAAAAGGAUGUUUACAUUUCAAGCACUCUUAUAGAUAUGUAUUCGAAGUGUGGUAACAUGGAAGAUUCUCUGUUAAUGUUUGACAAAAUGCAUGAAAGAGAUUUUGUGUCAUGGAACGCUAUGAUCUGUGCAUGCGCUCAACAUGGUCUUGCAGAAGAGGCUAUUAAUGUAUUUGAAAACAUGAAACUUGAAAACGUUAAGCCUGGCAGUGCCAGUUUUAUAGCAGUACUUCGGGCUUGUGGCUAUAUGGGCUGGUUUGAAGAAGGAUCGCGUUACUUCCAAUCUAUGGUAGACGAUUAUGGGUUAGAACCUCAGUUGGAGCAUUAUUCAUGUAUGGUGGAUAUAAUUGGACGGUCAGGACGAGUCAAGGAGGCUUUGAAGAUGAUCAAUGAGAUGCCAUUUGGGGCGGAUGUUGUAGUUUGGAGAACCCUUCUCAGUGUUUGUAAAAUUCACGGGGAUGUUGAGGUUGCAAAACUUGCAGCAAGUUCGAUUAUGCAGUUAGAUCCUCAAGAUUCUGCUGCCUAUAUUCUUUUAUCGAAUGUUUAUGCUGAAGCAGGACUGUGGAGUGAAGUUUCUAAAAUGAGAAAGAUAAUGAGGGAGAGAGGAAUGAAAAAAGAACCAGGUUGCAGCUGGAUAGAAGUGAAGAGCAAGGUUCAUCCGUUUCUUGUAGGGGAUAAAUCUCACCCUGAGUGUGUAGAAAUGUAUAAUAGGCUGGAUACACUGGUUAAAGAGAUGAAAUGGGUUGGUUAUAAUCCUGACAAGUAUCUUAGUUUUAACGACGAGGAAGAUGAGAAAGAAGAGUAGCAGCACUUCCAAAGGCGAGUUUUUUGGUGCCACACAGUCUACAAGAAAGUUAUUUGGAGGUGCAUUACUUCGGGAAGAUUAUGAAAAUCAUGGAUCACCUAAUGUAUCAAAGGGAAGUAAAGAUAGAUUCGGCCAAGCGACAUACCAAAUUGGCAAAGAGACAGAGGCCUGACUUUGUGCAUAAGAUAAUCGUAGCAUUUGGGAAGCAGCUUUGGGGAAAUGCAUCGUGUUGUGUACGUCAAAGAACAAAAUAAAUCCAAACUCUAAACAAGAACUAGGAACGGAUGGUUUUGUGCUUUCCUCACAUCUAGAUGUUCAACGAUGCACCUUUUCAAUCUCUGGAAUUGAAGUCAGUCGAAACUCAGAAAGUUUCAAGCUGGGGAGAGAUCACAAACAGAAGAUGCAGAAGUAGAGAACUCCAAACCUGGUGGCUGGUGGUUCUGAGAGUAACAACUUUAAGGCUCCAUUCUUUCAGACUGAAGAGACAAGGAACCUGAAGGUAUAUUAUGAAUUCUGGCUUAAUUACAAAGGGGUGUAUUAUAAAAAAUAAAGAAAAUGAGGGGGUAUUGUUUUAGUUCCUUAUUAUAAUGUAGCUGUUGAGAGUGGUCGCGAUCCUCGACCAUAUCCAGAUCUAGAACAUUCAUGUAAUUUGUAGUGUA